AUUAAUGUAGAUAAGAUGGCUGGAUUCUAUACGUGUGGUCCCAAUGAGGCUCUCAUCGUCUCUGGUUGCUGUCAUGCUAAACCCAAGAUGGUUGUGGGAGGACGUCUCCUAGUGUUCCCCUGUGUCCAGAAGAUAGGCCGAUUACCACUCAAUGUUAUCACUACUAAGAUCAGGACUAACCAGGUCUUUACUCAACUCGGAGUACCUAUUAACGUUACUGGAACCGCUCAGAUCAAGAUCCACUCAAAGGAGAAGAAGAGUCUGAUGGCUGCUGCUGAACUGUUUAUGAACAGAUCUACCGAACAAAUCAAGCUUAUCUGCGGUGAGACACUCGAGGGACAUCAGCGUGCUAUCAUGGGGACCAUGACUGUGGAGGAUAUUUACAAGAACAGGGCUGCUUUUUCCGAGCAAGUGUUGCAGGUUGCGUCCACUGAUCUGAUGUCGAUGGGUAUCCGAGUUAUUUCGUACACAAUUAACGAGGUGACAGACGAACAAGGGUACCUCAAAGCUCUUGGUAAACCUCGUACAGCUGAGGUCAAACGUGAUGCUGAUAUUGGUAACGCUGAGGCCAAGAGGGACGCUGGUAUUGAGGAAGCAGCAGCUAACGAGAGAGCGAUGCAGGCUGUCUACUCCAACAAGAUCACCACAGCUAAGGCUCAAAGGGACUACCUGCUGAAGAAGGCCACCUACGAUCAAGAGACUUUCACCAAGAAGGCUCAGUCAGACCUGGCUUACGAGCUGCAGUCCGCUAAAACCCAACAGAGGAUUAAGGAGGAACUGAUGGAGAUCAAGGUUAUUGAGAGGAAGAAGCAGAUUUCAAUCCAGGAGCAGGAAAUCACGAGGAAGCAGAGGGAACUGGACGCUCAGGUCAUCAAACCUGCCGAGGCUGAACGAUACAAGAUCGAGAAACUGGCUGAGGCUGAAAAGAACAAGAGAAUUAUUGAGGCUGAAGCUCAAGCAGAGGCUAUUCGUCUUAAGGCUGAAGCUCAAGCGUACGCUAUUGAAGCUAAAGCGAAGGCCGAGGCUGAGCAGAUGGCAAAGAAAGCUGAUGCCUGGAAUGAGUAUAAGGAUGCUGCUAUGGUGGACAUGAUCUUGCAGCAGCUGCCUAAGAUAGCAGCUGAGGUGGCAGCACCGCUCCAGAACGUCAGCAAGGUGACCCUGGUAUCAGGACCUAACGGAGAAGUCGGAGCUGCUAAACUUACAGGAGAAGUUCUGGAGAUCGUACGGAGACUUCCUAAGGUUAUUGAGGAGAUAACUGGCGUCGACAUGAGCAAGGCUAUGAAAAUCUCAAUGUCAAAAUAAGCUAUGAGGAUUUGAGGAAGUGGACAACUCUACCGACACGAAAAUAAACUACUUUAUAAUAUAAGCAAAUUUUAGAAUAGUUUUUUUGAAAUGUAGCCUCUAUUGAAUUGGUUGAAUAUUAGAGGAUGUUGAGAUGAUUUUCUUUUGGGAUUGCAAUUUGAUUCUGUCACAUUCCAGAACUCUGAACGCAACAAAUUUUCAAUAAAUUUAACAAAAAUAUCUUUAGUCGGUGUUAAAUUCCAGCUUGAUUGAAAUGUUUAAUUAUUAAUUUCAGUACAUUAUAGUCUAUUUUAAUACAUCCAUUACACAAGUUACCGGUUAAAUUUACUUUCCAAAUAAAAAGUUAAUUAAUAUCAAGUUGGAAAAAUACUUAAUCAAAAGGAAAAAGCUGUGGUAAUGAACAGAAAUUGUAAAGAAGGACUAAUUUUAAAUGUUUAUUAUAUUAUUCCGACAGAACACACAUUGCAACCUAAUGGUAUGUGUACAACUUGUGAAAUACAUAGAAUUCCUUUGUGACGUGUGUUAUUCUAACUAUGACGAACUUGAGUGCUAGAUUAGACCAUACUGGUGCAAAGAGUGGACUACAAAUUCUUGGUGGUAGAAUGGUCCCUUCCCGUGCUCAAGUUCUUCAGUUCUGUAGUUUAAAAAUGCUUAAAUACUUGCAGUGCCGUUUUUGUUUUAUGAGAGUUUGUAUUAAGUUUUUUUUGUAGUAUCUUUACAGCAAGUGAAUGUACGUAUAGCUGAUUGCUAUGAUGUAUUAUAUUAGCUUGCCGAAUGCAUAGACCUUUUAUGCUGCUUGUAAUGUUCAGUUAUAGCCCUGAAAAUUUUAAGUUCGAUAAUACAAUGUUAUCUCUUGUACAAUUGCUUUAUUGCAUAUUUUCAAUUUACUUUGAACGUAGAUACUAGAUAGUUUCGAUCAAAUUAUUGUUAUUUAGGAACGCUAUGAUAGCAUGCAUCUAUUUUAUCGAUCCCAUCAAAGAAAAUUGAUGGAUUUGUGAUCGAUCAUGUUACAUGUACAUUAUGUGUAUUAUGGAUAUUGAUAGCAAUCUUUAGUCAGUAAUGUCUUGGUCUCACAUAUGGUUAAUGUUUCAAGAUAUUCAGAUUUUACUCAUAGGUCAUAUGUGUAACAUAAAAAUUGUUUUACAAAUAGAAAUGCUGGAUAUUUUGCGAUCAAUAGUCUUAUCUGACUUCCUUCUGUGAUUAAA
Messenger RNA from Bolinopsis microptera, 2507 nucleotides. Its product is annotated as flotillin-1-like. Gene Ontology annotation, cellular component: cytoplasmic vesicle; flotillin complex; plasma membrane. Gene Ontology annotation, biological process: protein localization to plasma membrane; protein kinase C signaling; positive regulation of endocytosis. The record is from RefSeq and is a predicted model, not a curated record. Bases 16 to 1302 code for a protein of 428 amino acids. The transcript has 10 exons. Lineage: Eukaryota; Metazoa; Ctenophora; Tentaculata; Lobata; Bolinopsidae.